CCUAAAAAAAAGAGAAAAGUGCGGGAAAUUGUGGAAGCAAGGCGUCAGCGUGACGCUAUCAUGACAUCCUACGUUGGGUGGAGGAAGCCCAGUUGAAACAACAUUUCAAAAUUUGAACAACGUUAAACCAACAUUUGGGUUCAUCAAUUCCUGCAAUUCUGGUAAUUCUCGAAAAUUUUCUGGAAGUUGUAUUAGUUUAUAUACUCAAUGCCUUUUGCCUAAUUUGUUAGAUGAUUUAAUAUUUUUCAAAGUUAUAUUUUGUCUAUACGGAUUGAAAUUUCCAAAAUGACAAUUGUUCAUAGUGGUAUUUGUUGAGAUAAUAUCCAAGGAUAAUUUGGUCGGAUUAAAGGGUUAAUAUUAUUGCAAGAUUUGCAUAAUUGCAUUUGUACAUUAAUAUUGUCGCUUGUGGUCGAUCGGAGGAGAGACCAUAGACGAGUAGGGAUGGCAAUUGGCCUGACAAAACUAUUGACCCAUAGGAUUCUAUAUUAAUAAUUUUACUUUUAAAAAUAAAACAAGAACCAAACAUUUGCUUAUGCCCAUCAACUAAUGCCUGGCUUGAGCAUCUUUAAAUUUUGUUAUGUCGGUUUUAUUGGUCGAGAUAAUAAUAGGGUAGUUAAUUUGAUGGCAAAAAGAAAAAUUAUUCUUUCAUUUUUAAGCUUGUUGGAGUUUGAUUUGACGUUCUAGAUUGUGGCGGUGUAAUGAUUCUCGAAUCUUAUUUUUCUCAAUGACAUGAAUAAUGUAAUGGAAAAAAAAUAUUGAAUUAGAAAAACUAAAGAAGCUCAUUAUGUGAUUGUAUUUUUUUCAUGGUUAGAAUAUUUGAAGUAUUUAUAAACUCCACAAUUAAAAAACGAAGAUAAGAUAUGAUUUUAAAUGUCAAGAAUCCAGUGUUCGAUCCCAAUAAUAAGAGGUGGGAGAAGUAUCAAAAAUCAAAAUAAAUCUUCAAUGCAUAUUUUAAGGAUUAAUUGCAAGGUUGGUCACUGAUAUUACUAAAAAGGUUCAUGUUUGGUCACUACAAAUACUUAAUUCUAUUCGUGGUCACUAAGUCUAAGACUAGUUAAACACUUCAAAUUUGGUCACUUUCCGUCCAACUCCGUUAACUUUGUCUGAUGUGGCAGUCAACCUCUCAUAGUUGACCGUCGGUCAAAUGUGUAACGUGGCAAUUUAAAAAAAAAUUAUUCUAUUAAAUUUCCACCUCAGUUUAAUAACUUUUAAAAAAUAAUGUUUAAUCUCCUAUACCCCCUAAACACCCAAACCCUAGCCACCGCAAUCGCUCUCCAAAUCCCUUCCUCCUCCGCCAAGGCCAUGAGACUAUCUCAUCCACCACUAGCGGCGCAUCAUCAAUUCCACCACCAACUAUUGAAUUACAAACAUCAACAGCCUUAGUACUACUUGCGACCAGCUCGACCUCCGAAACGCGAUGGUAAUCGGAGACGAAGGCCAUCGCAGCGUCUCAGGCGGCGAGCGCUGUCGCAUCUCAAUCGGAAUCGACAUCAUCCACGACCCGAUCAUCCUCUUCCUCGACGAGCUGACCUCGAGGCUCGACUCCACCAGCACGUACAUGGUGGUAAAAGUCCUCCAGCUAAUCGCUCAGUCCGGCAACAUCGUCAUCAUGACCGUACACCAGUCGAGCUACAAAAUCCUCGAGUUGCUCGACCGAUUGCUCUUCCUCUCCCACGGGCAGACCGUUUACAGUGGAUCCCCAACAACCUGCCCGUUUUCUUCUCGGACUUCGGGCACCCGAUAUCGGACAAGGAAAAUCGGACCAAAUUCCCUCUAGAUCUGAUCCGCGAGCUUUAAGGCUCCGUUGGCGGCACCAAAUCCCUAGUCGAAUUCAACAAACACAGGCAGAUAGU
Linum trigynum is the source of this 1853-nucleotide messenger RNA. NCBI's taxonomy places the organism in Eukaryota, Viridiplantae, Streptophyta, Magnoliopsida, Malpighiales, Linaceae. The record is from the annotation of a GenBank genome assembly.